Molecule: messenger RNA, 2781 nt
Organism: Oncorhynchus nerka (sockeye salmon)
Lineage: Eukaryota; Metazoa; Chordata; Actinopteri; Salmoniformes; Salmonidae
Product: spidroin-2-like
Exons: 10
Coding region: 1-2781 (926 amino acids)
Source: RefSeq, a predicted model, not a curated record
AUGGGUGGCAACGGCAACGACAGCAGCCCAGCGACGGCGGCGGCAGCAGCAGCGGUGGUACGGGCGGCAACGAACGAUAGCAGCCCAGCGACGGCGGCGGCAGCAGCAGCAGCGGCAUGGGCGGCAACGGCAACGAUAGCAUCCAGCGACGGCGGCAGCAGCAGCAGCGGCACGGGCGGCAACGAACGACAGCAGCCCAGCGACGGCGGGCGGGGCAGCAGCAGCAGCACGGCGCAGCAGCAACGGCAACGACGAGCAGCCCAGCGACGGCGGCGGCAGCAGCAGCAGCAGCCCAGCGACGGCGGCGGCAGCAGCAGCGGCACGGGCGGCAACGGCAACGACGACAGCCUUAGCCCAGCGACGGCGGCAGCAGCAGCAACGACGUACGGGCGGGCAACGGCAACGACAACAGACAGCCCAGCGACGGCGGCGGCAGCAGCAGCGGCACGGCCCAGCGACGGCGGCGGCAGCAGCAGCGGCAAUGGGCGGCAACGGCAACGACAGCAGCCCAGCGACGGCAAGCAGCAGCGGCAUGGGCGGCAACGGCAACGACAGCAGCCCAGCGACGGCGGCAGCAGCAGCAGCGGCACGGGCGGCAACGGCAACGACAGCAGCCCAGCGACGGCGGCGGCAGCAGCAGCGGCACGGGUGGCAAAUGGCAACGACGAGCAGCCCAGCGACGGCGGCAGCAGCAGCAGCACGGGGCGGCAACGGCAACGACGACAGCCCAGCGACGCAGCAGCAGCAGCAGCGGGCGGCAACGGCAACGACAGCAGCCCAGCGACGGCGGCAGCAGCAGCGGCAACGGCGGCAACGAUACAGCAGCCCAGCGACGGCGGCAGCAGCAGCAGGCAGCAGGUGGCGGGCGGCAACGAACGACAGCCCAGCGACGGCGGCGGCAGCAGCAGCGGCACGGGCGCAGCAGCAGGCAGUGGGCGGGCAACGGCAACGACAGCAGCCCAGCGACGGCGGCGGCAGCAGCAGCAGCACGGGCGGCAAACGGCAACGACAGCAGCCCAGCGACGGCGGCAGCAGCAGCAGCAGGGCAACGGCACGACGGGGCGGCAACGGCAACGACAACGACAGCCCAGCGACGGCGGCAGCAGCAGCAGCAGCAGCGGCACGGGCGGCAACGGCAACGACAGCAGCCCAGCGACGGCGGCGGCAGCAGCAGCAACGGCACGACAGGGCGGCAACGAACGACAGCAGCCCAGCGACGGCGGCGGCAGCAGCAGCGGCACGGGCGGCAACGGCAACGACAGCAGCCCAGCGACGGCGGCAGCAGCAGCGGCAUGGGCGGCAACGAACACCCAGCGACGGCGGCAGCAGCGGCAACGGCAGCAGCAGCGGCAACGGCAACGACGACAGCCCAGCGACGCGGCGGCAGGCAGCAGCAGGGCACGGGGCGGCAACGACAACGAUUGCAGCAGCCCAGCGACGGCGGCAGGCAGCAGCAGGGGCAGCGGGGGCGGCAACGGCAACGACAACAGCCCAGCGACGGCGGCGGCAGCAGCAGCAGGCAGCGGGCGCAGCCCAGCGACGGCGGCGGCAGCAGCAGCAGCAGCAGCGGCAACGGCAACGACAGCAGCCCAGGCAGCGGCGCGACGGCGGCGGCAGCAGCAGCGGCAGCAACGGCAACGACGCCCAGCAGCCAGCAGCGACGGCAGCAGCAGCAGCGGCACGGGCGGCAACGCACCCAGCGACGGCGGCAGAGCAGCGGCGGCGGCGGCAGCAGCAGCAGGCAGGCGGGCAACGGCGGCACGACGACAGCCCAGCGACGGCGGCGGCAGCAGCAGCGGCACGGGCGGCAACGGCAACGACAGCAGCCCAGCGACGGCGGCAGGCAGCAGCAGCGGUACGGGCGGCAACGACAACGACGAGCAGCGAUUUAGCGACGGCGGCGGCAGCAGCAGCGGCACGGGCGGCAACGAACGACAGCAGCCCAGCGACGGCGGCGGCAGCAGCAGCGGCAGCAGGGCGGGCGGCAACGACAUAACAGCCCAGCGACGGCGGCGGCAGCAGCAGCAGCGGCACGGGCGGCAACGGCAACGACAGCAGCCCAGCGACGGCGGCAGCAGCAGCAGGCAGCAGCAGCAGCAGCGGCACGGGCGGCAACGGCAACGACAGCAGCCCAGCGACGGCGGCAGCAGCAGCAGCAGCAGCGGGGGCGGCAACGGCAACGAUAGCAGCCCAGCGAUUUGGCAGCGAGCGGCGGCGGCAGCAGCAGCGGCGGGCGGCAGCAACGGCAACGACAGUAGCCCAGCGACGGCGGCGGCAGCAGAGCAGCGGCACGGGGCGGCAACGAACGACAGCAGCCCAGCGACGGCGGCGGCAGCAGCAGCGGCACGGGCGGCAACGCGGCAGCAGCAGCAGGCAACGGGCGGCAACGGCAACGACAGCCCAGCGACGGCGGCCAGCGACGGCGGCAACGGCAGCAGCAGCGGCACGGCAACGAGGGUACGGCAACGGCAACGACAGCAGCCCAGCGACGGCGGCGGCAGCAGCAGCGGCGCAGCAGCGGUACGGGGGGCGGCAACGGCAACGACGCAGCCCAGCGACGGCGGCGGCAGCAGCAGCAGCGAACGGCGGCGGGCAGCAACGACAACGACAGCAGCCCAGCGACGGCGGCGGCAGCAGCAGCAGCAACGGGCGGACGGCAACGGCAACGAACGACACAGCAGCCCAGCGACGGCGGCAGGCAGCAGCAGCGGCACGGGCGGCAACGGCAACGACGAAGCGAUUGCCCAGCGACGGCGGCGGCAGCAGCAGCGGCAACGAUGA